AUGCGAAGAGGGAAAGAUAAGGAAGAUUUCUGGCACGUGUUGAUUGUUUUGGGUUUUUUUUUAAAUAUUAUUACUAUUAUUAUUCUGAGCAAAAUUCUGUCUGUUCCAGGUUUGGGUUUGCAAAUACAGUGCUACCAGUGUGAGGAGUUCCAGCUAAAUAAUGACUGCUCUGCUCCGGAGUUCAUUGUGAACUGUACAGUGAACGUUCAAGAUAUGUGUCAGAAAGAAGUAAUGGAAAAAAGUUUUGGAAUCAUGUAUCGCAAAUCCUGCGCGUCUUCAGCAGCGUGUCUGAUAGCCUCUGCUGGGUACCAGUCCUUUUGUUCUCCAGGGAAGGUGAACUCUGUUUGUAUCAGCUGCUGCAACACUCCGCUCUGCAAUGGACCCCGGCCGAAGAAGAGGGGGAAUUCGGGCGUGGUGCCGAGGGCACACGCGAUAACCACCAUUCUGCUCCUUAACUUGGCUCUUCUGUUUUCAUAUUGCUAA
Molecule: messenger RNA, 483 nt
Organism: Nipponia nippon (crested ibis)
Lineage: Eukaryota; Metazoa; Chordata; Aves; Pelecaniformes; Threskiornithidae
Source: RefSeq, a predicted model, not a curated record